GCGGACCUGGACGCCAUGCUAGCGCAGUACGCGGAGGAGCAGGCGAAGUUCCUCAAGGUGACGGAGGUGGUGGGCGGACCGCCGACGCCGCGGUCGUCGGCGACGGUGCUGGCGUCGCCGUCGAACCGCAACGAGCUGCUGGUGUAUGGCGGCGAGUUCUUCGAUGGUAACCUGGCGACCUUCUUCAAUAAUCUCUUCGUGUAUAAUAUCGAUCGCGCGGAGUGGAGGGAGGUCACCAGUCCGAAUAGUCCGCUGCCGAGGAGUGGGCAUGCUUGGUGUCGUGGGGGGAAUACCGGGGGCGUGUAUAUGUUUGGUGGAGAGUUCUCGUCGCCGAAGCAGGGAACGUUCUAUCAUUAUAACGAUUUCUGGCAUCUCGAUCCGUCGACGAGGGAGUGGGCUCGUCUGGAAACGAAGGGCAAGGGACCCCCGGCUAGAAGUGGUCAUAGAAUGACAUACUUCAAGAACUACAUUAUCCUCUUUGGUGGAUUCCAGGAUACCUCGCAGCAGACCAAGUACCUCCAGGACUUGUGGAUCUACGACUGCUCGAGAUACACCUGGUUCAACCCUACGCUGACCACAGCAUCCCAGAAGCCUGAUCCUCGGUCUUCUUUCACCAUUCUUCCGCACGAAACGGGCGCUGUCCUGUACGGUGGAUAUUCCCGCGUGAAGGCCAGUACAGGAUCCCAGGGAAAGCCUGUCAAACAUGGUCAUCAUCGUGUGGCCAUGAAGCCCAUGGUGCACCAGGAUACCUGGUUCCUGCGGAUCACGCCUCCUGCUGCUGACGCUCCUGACCAUGCGGCGCCUACCGUCCGCUGGGAGCGCCGGAAGAAGCCGGCCAACUCUCCCAACCCGCCCCGUGCCGGUGCCACGAUGGCAUACCACAAGGGACGAGGAAUCAUGUUCGGUGGUGUGCACGACGUGGAGCUGAGCGAGGAGGGAAUCGACAGCGAGUUCUUCAACACCAUGCUUGCGUGGAACACUGACCGGAACCGCUUUUUCCCGCUGGCUCUGCGUCGUCCUAGAGCGCCGGGCAAGAAACAGCUCGCCAAUCAAAUGAAGUCUCGGGAUCGAAGCAAGGCCGACGAGGAAGAGCUUCUGCAGAACUUGAAGGCCCUCGAGGCUAAGGGAGGCAUUCAGAGCCAAGAUGACGAUGAUGAGAUGAAGCUGAGCACGCCCAAGGCGGAAGAAGACAAUGAUCAGCCGGAGAAGCCUUCUAUCGUCCGCUUUGAGAUGCCCCACCAGCGUUUCAACGCGCAGUUGGCUGUCCAGGAUGAUACUCUGUUUAUUUUCGGCGGAACCUUUGAAAAGGGAGACCGGGAAUUCACGUUCAACGACAUGUACUCCAUCGACUUGGUCAAGCUCGACGGAGUCAAAGAGAUCUUCUACAACGAACCUGAGAACUGGCACCUGCUCAACGAGGCGGACAGCGACGACGAGAUGGAUGAGGAUGAUGAGGAUGACCUUGAAGACGAGGAAGACGAGGAGGACGCCAUGUCCCUGGACACCGCUUCUCCCGCGCCGACUGAAGUGACUGUUCCAUUAGUGACCCAGGAGAUGGAGCAGCUGGAGGUGGAGGAACAAGGAGAGCCGUCUGUUCAGGACAGCAGACCUCUUCCCCGUGCCUUCGAGAGUCUGCGCGAGUUCUUCAGCCGCACCUCUGAGGACUGGCAGAGGAUCUUGCUGGAGACCCUAAAAGAGAAGGGAACCGCUACGGAGAAGAAUAUCAAGGAGCUGCGGAAAGACGCGUUCAAUAUCGCUGAAGAGAGGUGGUGGGAUUGCAGAGAGGAGAUCAUGGCUCUGGAAGAUGAACAGGAAGAAGCCGGUAUCGGUGAGGUCGUCAGCAUCGCUGACAGGGGAGACAAUGCUGGCGGUGCUGGACGACGCAGGUGAUAUCGUGAACAGGUUGUUGCUGGUGUGUGGUAAAUACCUGGGGGUGAUGAUAUCAUAG
Messenger RNA from Aspergillus heteromorphus CBS 117.55, 1948 nucleotides. RefSeq names its product putative Kelch repeats protein. The transcript has 3 exons. Bases 16 to 1890 code for a protein of 624 amino acids. Gene Ontology annotation, molecular function: protein binding. Lineage: Eukaryota; Fungi; Ascomycota; Eurotiomycetes; Eurotiales; Aspergillaceae. The record is from RefSeq and is a predicted model, not a curated record.